GUAGCUAUGAUAGUUACACACCCAAACAUUCCACAUAUAUGAAACGUCACAACGGUUCCAACUAAUUCCAUACAUGUACACCAUAUCUUAUAACAAAUACGUACUCGUGAAGAGAAAUAUACUGAUGGUAUCGAACAGCUAAUCGUAUCGUCUAGAGAUAAUAAACCUCCCAAAUUAUUAUUUCAACUGUUGAAAUUCAAUGGAAGAAACGUUCGAUGAUUUUCUAACCUAAAAUUUCAUACAAAAUUUAUGUUUAUGAAAGAGUUUUCAUGGUUUGUUUACGAUAGUCGGGGGUAACCAGGUUUAUUCUCAUGACAAAGUUGUUAUCUUCCCUCUUAAAUAAAUAAUUUUCUAAGGUAUGAAUAAAAUUGGUUUAAACUCGAGUGAAUUCUAGUGUCAGCUGUAUAUCUAAUGAAUGUUCAGUGAUAAUGGAGGACAAUCAGAGGAAUAGGAGCAGCAAUGGUGAUGUUGGUGAGCGUGGGGUUGAUUGGACAAGAUAUGGACUUGGAAAUGCGGAUAAUCCAAGACUCUCGGAGAGAGAUAACGCUAUUUACGAUGGCUUCAGUACGGAUAUACAUCCUGCUGGGGCUAAUGAACUGUACGCACAAGAAUAUAAUGCAGAUCCCUGGUGGAAAUCUAAUUUUUUUAUAUCCCAACCAGUUUUAUUCGGUACUUGGGACGGAGUAUUCACCUCUUGUUUAAUUAAUAUCUUUGGAGUCAUUGUAUUUCUGAGAGCGGGAUGGAUCGUGGGUCAAGCUGGGGCUUUGAAUGCUGUUCUCAUUAUUUUAAGUACUGUAUGCGUAGCUUUAGUCACUGUUUUAUCAGCAGUAGGAAUUUGCGAAAGAUGCAGAGUGGAGAGCGGUGGAGUAUAUUUUCUACUUUCCCAUGUUUUGGGGUCGAGAUUUGGUGGAUCUAUUGGUCUACUUUAUUGUUUCGGCCAGGCAGUUGGUUGUGCAUUAAAUGUUCUUGGCUUUGGUGAGUCAAUGGCCGGAUUAGUGAAUCUGGAGGCGGAUCCUUCGGCGCAGAGGGGCUUUGCCUGUGCUGCUGUUAUACUUUUAUCAAUUAUAAAUGUCGCAGGAGUCAAAUGGGUCAUUAAACUUCAAUUUAUACUGUUACUUAUACUGCUGUUUGCUGGUGUCGAUUUCGUCGUCGGCAGUUUUACACAUGUUCAGCCUGAGGCUGGAUUUGAAGGUUGGUUGUCCGGAAACUUGCAAAAUAACACAUUUUCAGAAUACAAAGAUGGCUACAGCUGGUUCACAGUAUUUGGUGUAUUUUUUCCAACUGUCACUGGAGUUUUAGCUGGAAUAAACAUGAGUGGUGACCUCCGGCAUCCAUCAAAAGAUAUUCCCAAUGGCACACUUGCGGCUCUCGGGGCUGGGACAGUUCUUUAUUUGCUGUUCUCCCUUUUCCUGGCCGCCACUUGUACGAGGUCAACAUUGUUAAAUGAUUUUAUGAUUGCAUCGACUGUAUCCGCAUUUAAAGUGCUCUUACUCGCUGGAUUAUACGUUUCUUCAUUUAGCAGCUGUUUGGGAGCUAUGUAUGGAACUCCUAGAGUACUACAAUCUAUUGCUGGACAAAAUGUCAUUCCUGGAAUGAGUUGUCUAUCACGUGGAAGAGGUCCAAAUAAAGUACCAGUGUAUGCAAUGGUUGUGGUAGCUAUAGUUACCCUGACGUUUAUUAUAACUGGUCAGAUCAAUACAUUGGCACCGAUAGUGACAAUGCCCUUCCUAUUGACAUACGCGUGUAUGGAUUAUGCUUAUUUCGCACUGGCGCAAACUUUUGACCUUCAGCACACACGUGAACAACGAUUUCGGGCACAAACUCCCACGUUUGAACGUAAUUAUGGAACAUCAGGACGUAAUGAGGAUAUCACAUCAGAGAUGGACAAUGAUUUGGAUACACUUUUUCCGGAGAGAACGAGGCACAAGAAUUUAGCGAGGAACUCGAGUGUAUCUGACAGUACAAAUUAUGCAGAUUCAUCACCAAGCCUCGAGGAGAACGCGAGUAUCGAUGGAGGAAUAAGAAAGCCACAUAUACAUGGAAAAUUGGGUAAUUGGUACAGCCCAUUAUGCAACAGGUGGUUGUCCCUCUUAGGUGCACUAGUCAAGCUGUUGAUCAUGUUCCUCGUUCACUGGGGAUACGCAAUAGCAAAUAUUGUGGUUGUUUUUCUGGUUUGGAGUUACGUGGGUCACGCUAAUCCAGCAGUCAAACCGGGUGUUUCAGCGGACUUUAAACUUCUUGAGUGGCUCAGAGUGUCGAUACUCAGAUUAAUGGGACGAAAAGUUUAUGAUUACGAACAAAUUGUUGUGACACCAGUGCAUCCAGGGGUGGAGACGUGUUCAGCACAGCUUAAUGAGGAGAAUGAGGAUUUUGCUGGGAGAAGGAGAUAUCAUCAGACAUCAACUGUUAUUGGACAAUUUGUAAACAUUGAUUGAUUAAUGGAUUUUCAACGGAUAAAAAGGUCCACUCAACUCUCAUUUGUCAAAUUAUUUAUUGAAUUUUCCGUGUGACUUUUGCUUUGGCUCAUUAAGAGUUAAAACAUUCGACAAGUUGGUCGACUCUGAAGGAGAUGUUGAUGACCUUUUUUAUAGAAAACUCUGGGGGCAACAAAAAUAAUUUCCUGAUUUCCAUAGCGAAAGCGAUAAAUCCGGCUUCAAGAAAUGUAAGAAUUGUUCUUCACGGCCUUUUUUGUAAAUUUGAUGGAAGGAUAGUAAAAACUGAAUAACAAAAAUUGGACUAUCUCUUACCGUCCGACAUAUUUAAGUCAAAAACAGUUCAGGUUGAAGUCCAUUACAUUACGUUUAUUGCUUUGCUUCUGAUUUUUUAUUCAUUACCCUGACGAACCCAUCGCUUGGGAUUCGAUGGACUGUCGAUUAUAAUAUCGUGUAGUUCAGUAUCUCGAUUAGCAAUAGAGUGGCGUUAGAUUUGGAUUUGUGAAUCGAGAUGCUCAUACAAUCGAUUUUAUCAUUGACGUACGUUGAUCUGCCAGGAUAUCGUUGUUGAAUAACAUGAAAUAACUAGCGAAGCUAUUCCGUGGGUUGUGAAUGUCCUGUUUAUCAGCAUGAAAUAUUACUAAUAAAAUUAGUAAAAAUUAUCAGUUGAAUAUCAGAUUACUUGAAAUAACCGUCGACGCAUGCGAUUCUAUUAACUGAAAUUUGGAUGGACAUAAUUGUAGAUAAAUUCUCUUUUAUUGGGUCAUGGCGUACCAAGCACCAAAAAUCUAUUGCUCUGAAGGCUGAUUGACAUUUAGACUUUACUGCAAAGUGGAUUACAAUUAUUUAUAGGGGUGAGAAUAUAAGGGGAGUAUCCGAUGAGGUUUUUCGGAGAACAAUUUCUGACAUUUUAAUUAAUUGAUUAGUUAAUUUUGGUCGAUCAAAAUAUUGGGGGUGGAGGGAUACAAUACAUCUCCCGAAAAUAUUAGGGAUAUCUAUCAAAUUCGUAGGAAACAAUAGACUGAGUGCCAGAAAAUUAGCAGACUUAGUCGGUGUAAUUCAGUGGCGGAUUAAAAUAAGAUGAGUUGACCUAUCUCUGAGUCUCAUUUUUGAUCAAUAACUCCGAAUCUAAGAGAGAUAGCGAACAUUGUUACAACACUUAUUGUAGUGAUCAAUUUGUUCCAGAAAAAAGUUUAUAAUGAAAAUUUUGUUAUCGCCCCUAGAUGGUGAGAUAUCCAACGAAGACUAAUCAGUAGUCAAAGGUCACUUAUCUCAUUUUACCCCUGCGCUACUGAAGAUAAUUGAACUGAUGGAACAUUUCAACUCAAGUAACGAUUUUUCCCGGAUUUCUAAGGAUAAUUAAUGCGUACAAUAUUCUCAGUGAGACGUUCAUAUCAAGACAGCAUGAAAAUUGUAUCACUAAAAUUUGUUGUAACUCGAGGGUUGAAUAUACUUGCAGGCAGCUAAAUUGAGCCCUUUGUAUUUUUUUCUAUCAUACAAUUAAUAAUGGAGAUGAAUAAUUUAUUCACACAGAAUAAAUAUUAAUAUAUUUUGAGGACAUGUUUACAUGUUAUAUCUAUCAUCUAACUUUCUCCAUAAUUCAACGAUGAUAAUAAUCAAAAAAAUGUAAUAACCCGCUAUUGAAAGCACAAUGAAUGACUGUGGAAUUCAAAAUCAUGGAUUCUAUAUUCAUAAUGCAAUGUUUACCUUCUGAAUAAUACUCUGUAAAUAAUUGACAUAUUUAUAUCAUAUUACCAUUUACCAUUUUUACAAGUGCAAAGUAAAUUAUACAAAAUGUACAAUUAUUUAUCAUUUAUGUUGGAAUUGUAAUAAUUACCAAGUGAAAUAAUACAUAA
Messenger RNA from Diachasmimorpha longicaudata, 4288 nucleotides. Its product is annotated as solute carrier family 12 member 8. The record is from RefSeq and is a predicted model, not a curated record. The transcript is spliced from 10 exons. NCBI's taxonomy places the organism in Eukaryota, Metazoa, Arthropoda, Insecta, Hymenoptera, Braconidae. Gene Ontology annotation, molecular function: potassium:chloride symporter activity. Gene Ontology annotation, biological process: chloride ion homeostasis; potassium ion homeostasis; potassium ion import across plasma membrane. The coding region runs from base 429 to 2435 and encodes 668 amino acids. Gene Ontology annotation, cellular component: membrane.